GGCCAGGUGCGCCUGUCCAAGAAGAUGCUGGACCCGGAGAAGCCCCAGCUGGGCAUGAUUGACCGCUGGUACCACCCAGAGUGCUUUGUUGAGCACAGGGAGGAGCUGGGCUUCCGGCCCGAAUACAGUGCGAGCCUGCUCAAGGGCUUCAGCCUGCUGGCUCCCGAGGAUAAGGAAGCCCUGGAGAAGCAGCUCCCGGGAGUCAAGAGCGAAGUAAAGAGGAAAGGUGACGAGGUUGAUGGGCUAGACCAAGUGCCCAAGAAGAAACCUAAGAAAGAGAAAGACAAGCUUGAAAAGGCUCUCAAGGCCCAGAACGACCUGAUCUGGAACACCAAGGAUGAGCUCAAGAAGGCGUGCUCGACCAACGACCUGAAAGAGCUGCUCAUCUUCAACAAGCAGCAAGUGCCCUCCGGGGAGUCGGCGAUCCUGGACCGCGUGGCUGACGGCAUCGUGUUCGGUGCCCUCCUGCCCUGCGAGGAGUGCUCGGGCCAGCUGGUCUUCAAGAGUGACGCCUACUACUGCACGGGGGACAUCACUGCCUGGACCAAGUGUAUGGUCAGGACCCAGACGCCCAGCCGGAAGGAGUGGGUGACUCCCAAGGUAAGUGGGGGAUCCUGGGGUCUGUCGCCAGAAAAACAUGGUCCCCUCACUCCGAGCUGCCACGCCGGCAGGGCAGCUUUCUGCAGACGUCUUACAGCUGAUCCGUCCUCAUAGUUAGAAUAUAAAAUU
Myotis lucifugus (little brown bat) is the source of this 729-nucleotide messenger RNA. RefSeq names its product poly [ADP-ribose] polymerase 1-like. The record is from RefSeq and is a predicted model, not a curated record. NCBI's taxonomy places the organism in Eukaryota, Metazoa, Chordata, Mammalia, Chiroptera, Vespertilionidae. The annotation marks the transcript as partial. The transcript has 4 exons. Gene Ontology annotation, molecular function: zinc ion binding; DNA binding.